GGGGNGCUGGGGCUCCUGGACUCUCCCAUCUUCUGAGGUGAGGACGCCGCUCUGCGGGGAGUCUCGGAGGGCGGGGCUGUUUCCCGUGGCUGACGUUCCGGGUCUGGGGCCGAGCGUCCUGAAGCGAGGGAGGAGAGGAUCGGGUGCCGGGGCCCCUCGUCAGGCGCUCCAGGGCAGCUGCCCGGCGGUCCCCACCAGAAGCAGCAGGACGGGCUUUGAGAAAAGGAAGGGUGCGGGGAGGAGGCCAGGCCCGGCCAGGUGGCGCGGCCGGAGGAGGACGAGCGUGCUGGCGGGCGGAGGGGAGCGUCCCCGGGGAGAACCGCCCUGUUUCCGGGAGGCUGGUGAAGUCUUAACCCUCUGCUUUCCGGAACCGCCGAGGGGAGCCGGCGAGCAAGUAACCCAGUUACCUGUGUGCGGGUCAGCCCCGUGCCACGUUCAUUCACUGUGUGUGCUGCCGAGUGACCGCUCUGAUGGUGUCUUACACAGGCUGACAUUAAAGCUUCCGUCUGCCAGACUCGGAAACGGUGGUCGGGAAGCAUGGGGAUCCGGGAGAGACCACCGCAGGAUUAGUGUCCUCGGACAGGAGCUCUGGUAAGGAAACAGGAAGAGAAUGAGUGAUAUUCCACCCAGAAUGGAAGUGUGUCCUUAUUGUAAGAAGCCAUUUAAACGAUUAAAAUCCCACUUGCCCUACUGUAAGAUGAUAGGACCAACCAUACCUGCUGAUCAAAAAGUAUAUCGGUCCAAGCCAGCUACACUCCCACGUGCUAAAAAAAUGAAGGAGCCAAUGAAAGAUGUAAUUAAAGCUAAAGGGAGAGAGUUAGAGACAGAGAGUGAUGAAAGAAAUACUAAGUUGAUAAGGGACAAACCAGAACAGACAAAUAAAUCCUUUCCACUACUGGCUGUUGGUUUAGAAACAUCAAGUACUAAAAAGGCAGAUAAAGACAUCAAGAAUCAAAUUCAGCUCUCCUUCAAAAUGUCAAAAAAAAUAGAACCAAAGAUUACUUUCCAUGGAGAAACUAAGUCUCAGUGUCAUGCAUCAGAGAACACUUCUCCUAAAAGAGAACUUGCCAAAGAUUUGCCUAAAUCAAAGGAAAGUAGAUGUACUCCUUCAGGAACUGAAGCAUCUUUACUGGUUGGCUCAAUGGAACCUUCUUUGUCAAAUCAAGAUAGAAAAAAUUCCUCAGCCAUACCAAAUGAUGUACAAACCACUUCUGUUAAUCUGAAAUUGGACAAAACUGAUCCCCAAAGACAGGGACCUCUAGGAAAAUUACUAGAUUCACCUACUGGUGAUUUCCAUAGUUCUUCAAAGAACCUCAGGGAUGAGGUUAAAAGAGUAAGCACACCAUUGUCCAGCAAUGAGAGCGGUUCCAAAGUUAGGGAUCAUCUCUCUGAAGUCCCUACUGAUCUUAGAGUCACUGAGACUAAGGAAAAGAACACAGAACCACUCAUCUUAGGCCUUAAAAUUAGCCCGUUAGGUAAAAUCCAAGUCAAGGAGAACCAAGAAGAAGGACUUAGUCUUAGAGUAGAGGCAUGUGGGAGCAGCAGAAAUGCACAGAAAAUUGUGUCUGCAACAGAAAUGCAAGAAUGGACUUUCAUGCACCAUGUGCCCAAGAACUUGAGUACUGAUGAGGCGACCACAGAGAAGAAAUCGCAGGGUGAAGGUGCACAUUUCAACUUGUUCACUCCAAGGGAGACAGCUUACAAUAAAUUUCUUCCUGUGUCGCAGUCAAGUAAUCAAAGUCUUGCCUCUUUGGCUAUAAAAUUUCUCCAAGAAGAGAAAGCACAAGUUUGCAGUCAUAAUCCUAUUCCUGAUAAAAAGGCAUUUAUGGAGAGUAAGAGACAAGCUUCUGUGGAACCCAAAUCUGGCUGUGAGUCCCAAGCAUUGCAUGCUGGGUGCCAGCGAUCUUCACAUUCAGCCCAGCAUUACGUUUCUAAAAACCCUUUCGUCAAUCAUGUUGCUGUUGCUGACAGGAAGACCCUUCCAAGCUCCAUGGGGCUGGAGUGGUUUCCAGAGCUCUAUCCUGGUUAUCUUGCACUAGGGGUGUUGCCAGGGAAGCCUCUGUAUUGGAAUGCAGAGCCCCAGAAGCUUCAGCUCAUCGGUCCCCAGGGGGGAAGACAAGUUCCUCUGUUGGAAAGAAGUUCGACUGAUAAAAGGAGUUUGGAACCCCCGACCAGGCUUACAACCUCCAACUUUUCUCUAAUGAGGCUCUUGGGAGCUGUACAAAAAGGCUGGAUCAGGGGCAGCACCGCCAUAAAGAAGAGUGGAGUUGGUGGCAUCACAGUAUUCUUGACGGGAUCCUUCAUCUUUUGUUGUAGCUGGAGUUUCAGGCAUCUGAAAUACAACCUCAAACUCUCUGCAGUCAACCCUGAUUUGGCUGGGGGUAAGAGAGGAGCUGUGGCUGCAAGAAGUGAUUGAUUCAGGAUCAUCUCCCAAGUUGGACGGGAGAUGAUACACACAGUCCGCUUGCAGCCCUAGAACUGCAGAGCACAGCCUGCGGGGCCAGGGCCACCUUCUCGACUCAUCCUUCAAUCUUACUGCAGAAAGAAAUAUUAGAAAGCUGCCUCUGCACAGCCAUUUCUCAAGCCUACCCACACGGAAACACUUGACUGGCCAAAAAGAAGCACCAGCUUUCUCAAUCAACUGGGUAAUUUAAAAUGUAAGUAUAUACAUUUCUCCUUAUGGAACUCCCCCAAUCUUUUUGUUGUUGUUGUUGUGAAUAAAAACCAUGCGCCCUGAAAACAUUUUUAUUUGUCUUAAAUUGUUAUGUUAAAAAAAAAAAGUAAAAAGACAAGGUGUCUCACUCCUCCUCUAAGAGCAGUGGUUUUUAGCCCCUAAGGGGACAUUUGGCAAUGUCUGGGGACACUUUGGACUGUCACAGUUUGAGGGAGUGCUCUGGCCUCUAGUGGGCAGAGGCCACGGUUGCUGCUAAAUAUCCUAUGAUGCACAGGUCAGUGUCCAACAGCAGAAAAUGAUCCAGCCCCACAUGUCAGUAGUGCUGAGGUUGAGAAGCCCUUCUCUGGAAGAAUCUGAACUGUGUCUCCUGGAUGAACGAGGUGGACCACCUGGGUCUGGCCCUCCACAGACUCGGUUUUAUUGCUCAGACCUUGGCAUCAAAGCCCUCAGUUUAUACACACUGAGCAACCCUACAGGAAGCGGCCCGAUGGUGUUUGUGUGACUGCGUCCGUGUCUUAGUCCAUUCAGGCUGCUAUAACAAAACACCACAAACCGGGUUGCCUAUAAACAACAGAAAUUUAUAUGGGACAGUUCUAGAGGCUGGGAAGUCCAAGACCAGGGAGCCAGCAGACUCGGUAUCUGGUAACGGGCUGCUUCCUGGAUCACAGACAGCACCUCCUCGCUUUGUCCUUACAUGGAAGAAGGGCCGAGGGGUCUCUCUUGGACCCUUUUUAUACGGGCACUAAUCCCGCUCAUGAGAGCUCUGUCCUCAUGACCUAAUCGCCUCCAAAGGCCCCACCUCCUAAUAGCGUCACCUUGGGGGUCAGGAUUUCAACAUGCCCAUUUGGGGGGACACAAACAUUCCAACCAUAGCAAUCUAAGACUGU
Galeopterus variegatus (Sunda flying lemur) is the source of this 3561-nucleotide messenger RNA. It is a transcript of the gene MTNAP1, whose product is annotated as chromosome unknown open reading frame, human C17orf80. The coding region runs from base 611 to 2416 and encodes 601 amino acids. The transcript is spliced from 5 exons. The record is from RefSeq and is a predicted model, not a curated record. Lineage: Eukaryota; Metazoa; Chordata; Mammalia; Dermoptera; Cynocephalidae.